GCCCCUCCCCUGUUGGGGAAGAAACCUAUGAUUCCGCGACAUGGCGUCAGGUAUAUAUGCACUGCCCCCAGGGACAGCAAGGUCCUACUUUACACUUCCCUCCUCGUCAGGUACCCAUCCAUCCAUCGACCCCUGGCUUGUUCGGGAGCAGAGAGCGAGCUCUUGAUCUUGAUUCUCGAGGGAGGGAGCCAGACAUGGCUCGUUUUCUUAGGCCGUCGAGCUGCAUUGCCUACCUUCUCGUCGUCCUUGCCUUGUGCUGCGGAACACAACGGCGGAGGGUAGAAGCAUCCAACCGACUCACCCACCACCCAAGGGUCCUGACCACCGUCUCGGUGAUGAAACCCUCGUACCCCACGAUCACCACGCCCACUUCCGCAUCCUACGCCAUGCCCGCGUCCUCCAGGUUCCCGUCGCUGGCGGAUGCGAACGGCGGCGGUGACGUCGGCGGAGGUGGCAUCGGCGGUGGUGGUGCUGCUGGUGGUGCCACCGGCGGUGGUGGUACUGCUGGCGGUGGCGUGGGGGGCGGCGGUGCUACGGGCGGGGGAGCUGCCGGUGGCGUGGGCGGCGGCGGUGCUGCUGGAGGCAUCGGCGGUGGCGGGGGCGGUGGGGGUGGCGGGACGUGGUGCGUGGCGAGCCAGAGCGCGAGCACGUCCGCGCUGCAGGUGGCCCUGGACUAUGCUUGCGGCUACAGCGGCGUAGACUGCUCGGCGAUCCAGACAGGCGGGAGCUGCUUCAACCCGGAUACCAUCCACGACCAUGCGUCCUACGCCUUCAACAGCUACUACCAGAAGAACCCUCUCCCCACAAGCUGCGACUUUGGCGGCACGGCCACCAUCACCACCACUGAUCCCAGUUCAGGGUCGUGCCAGUAUCCAGCGUCAAGCGGCGGCGCUCAAGGGACCAUGCCCCCGCCAUCACCGACCACUCUGACGCCGACCACGCCGAUGACUCCGACGCCGAUGACCCCAUUCACCCCGACGCCAAUGACGCCGGACACCCCUAGCACCGGGACGCCUAUGUACGGAUCAAACUCACCUCCGGACUUCGGGUCGAUGUCCCCUCCAGGCCCAGGAUCAAACUCACCUCCGGACUACAGCGACGUCGGCGCCGCCCCAGCGACGGCGAUGGGCAGGGCAACGCUGGCUCUCGUCUCCAUCCUUGCCGCGACGCUAUCGAUGAGCCUCGCCACAUGAGGCGAUACACGCAUCUCAAGAUGGCAAUCCUAUGCAGCAGUCAAAGAAGCGCGCGCCGUUGGAUGCUGGGAUGCGCACGCACAGUUGCACCGCAGAACAGAAACCUCCCUGCCGCGAAACCUUGCCAAGCAGAGGUGCCCCAUUUGUUUAGUAGUAUCUUCACAACUCGGAAGCAUGCAUGCUGAUGCAGCUGCUUCUAGCGUCGCCCCUGCUCUGCUCUAGUGGGGGGCAGCAGAUGUUUAUAUGUCCGAUUAUACUAUUGUAUUUAGAAAUUUAUGAGCAAUUUCAUUUCCUUA
Molecule: messenger RNA, 1489 nt
Organism: Aegilops tauschii subsp. strangulata
Lineage: Eukaryota; Viridiplantae; Streptophyta; Magnoliopsida; Poales; Poaceae
Source: RefSeq, a predicted model, not a curated record